AUGCCGGCGCUCACCGCACAAUGGCGCCGGCUCUAUCGCUAUUCCACCCUAGGGAUACCUUCACACUUAGAUAUAUUUUUUCCUUGUAACUAUACAGAUCUCUGGGUAUCAACUGAACCUAUGCCUCAUAUUUCAAAUACUCCAGAGUCCCUGUUGCCUCGCUCAGAUUCUCGGAAUCCUGCCACAACCUGUAGAGGAAUUACCUCCCAAGGUCGACCUUGCCGGCGUGCUUUGGCCACAUCACCAGCUUCUUCUCCAGCCGUUCCACCUCGAAACAAAGUUGGCUGCCAUGAGGCGCCGGAUUUAGCUUCAUUAUAUUGCUGGCAGCAUAAGGAGCAGGCGAUGUCGUCUGCUCCGAGUCCCUCCAACGUGCCAAAUCCUCAGGCAAACUUGAAGCCAAGAACUAGCAUUGACACGUUGAUGGACCGACUCGGGGUACUCGAGAUAAAGAAUGAGGAGUCUUCAACCAAACCACGCCCCGGCCGGCAGACGGCCGAGAACAAGUUCAAUGAAAAGCGUCGCCGCAAGAAGGCUUUCUGUUGCUUCGAAAUUAUAGAUGAAGAAGGCGAGGGCGAUUACAGACCAUCGAAGCCCAUACAAAGACCGGCGCAAAGCCGGCCUACGCAAGGACUGUCACCGGUGCCUCAAAAGCCGUAUCAAGGAAGGCCCGCUUACGUUCGAGUUCCGUCUUCAGGGGAGAGGACUUCUUCAUCUCCGCACUCUCAAUCACAUUCUCGACCUCCAAAUCCAAGGAAAUCCUCAUCGAAAACCUCAUCAUUACUUUCAUGGAUACCCUCCGCGCUCUCCCCAGCAACGACGUCCCUGCUUCUCACAGAGCUAAAUAAGCAAAUAUCUACAGCCGACGAGGAAGGCUAUAUAUACAUGUUCUGGUUGACUCCGCUCAAAAAAACACAGAACAACGCGCAAUCUCCAAUGCCGAAGGAUAUCGCAUCUUCUUUACUUCCUCCCGCAACGUCAGGACAUGCUCGACUCCGCCCACCAGGCCAACCUCGUAGCGUCAGUGAUGCUAUAAAUAAAGCCCGAGAUAUGAAUGCGUUGACAUCAAACCCUACAUCAACUGCGCCUGGUUCAAUUUGUCUCAAAAUUGGACGUACCAACAAUGUACAUCGACGGUUGAACGAGUGGACCCGACAAUGCUCCCACGAUCUCACUCUGAUCCGCUAUUAUCCCUAUACUCCUUCGUCUCCUUCCUCAUCGCCGGCCCGUGGAAGCUAUGGCCGGAGUACUAGUGCCGACGAUGCUCUAGUGCCAGGGCGGAAAGUGCCCCACGUUCACCGCGUGGAACGGUUGAUCCACCUCGAGCUUGCAGACUUGCGUGUACGGGAUUUGGGUCGUUGUGACGAUUGCGGCAAAGAGCACCGUGAGUGGUUUGAGGUCGAGGCAGCUAAGGAAGCACUACGCAGAGUGGAUGCGUGUGUCCGAAGAUGGGUUGCGUGGGGCGAAUCCAUGAAAUAA
Molecule: messenger RNA, 1476 nt
Organism: Penicillium chermesinum
Lineage: Eukaryota; Fungi; Ascomycota; Eurotiomycetes; Eurotiales; Aspergillaceae
Exons: 1
Coding region: 1-1476 (491 amino acids)
Source: RefSeq, a predicted model, not a curated record